Molecule: messenger RNA, 4278 nt
Organism: Miniopterus natalensis
Lineage: Eukaryota; Metazoa; Chordata; Mammalia; Chiroptera; Miniopteridae
Source: RefSeq, a predicted model, not a curated record
CGGGUGGGAGAUCCCUGGGUGACUAGCAGGUCCCUGGUCGUUUAGGAUAAUCUACUGCUUGAAAGUCAGCGCUUUUGCACGGUAGGUGCAGUGGAACCUCUGGGUUGUAAGUUACCUUUGAAGGACCCGAAGUCCAGCGAGCUCGUUGGCACCCGGGUCCCCUCUGAAAUGCUCUUGCCGGUGAGCCCCUGAGCCGGGCACGAGCGCGGUGUCGGCUCCCCCGAGCCCCCGUGGGCCCCGGGCCUUAGAGCCCGCGGUGGUGCCGAGUCGGAACGCCCGUGGCGGGGCCCAGGAGGACGUUCGUCCUUCCCACGUGAGUACUUUUUCCAGAUCCCUGAAGACAGGUUUCCUGCCCCGUGUUUCCAAACCACCUCUUCUCAUACUAAAUGGUUUUCCUUUGUUUUUUAGCUUUUCUCGGUGUCCAUUUUUUUUAAAAAAUCCUCCUGGAAUCGUGUGUCUGUGGACAGAUGAUAAAUCUGUUUACAUCCCGUUUUAAAAUGCUGGCAUUACAGUGCUCUACAGUUAGGUUUACUGUCAGCAAAAACUUUUUAUGCAAAGCGGUGGGUCUUCCACCCUGUCCUUGUGUGUUUAGGUGUCCAGGGACUUUACCCUGCCAAGUUUCAUCUUGUCGGAUUGUUUCGUUGAGGACUUUUCCAAUUCUUGUUCUCACUAUCCCACCUAAUUGUCAUCAACAAACAUGGCAAGCCUGCCUUCAACGUCUGUUCUUGUCUAGGUCAUUAAUUAAAAUAUAGGAAAGAAUUAAGGACAGGAGGAGUAGCACUAUGCUUUGAGUUUGUUCCAACCUAAUCUCAGUUAUUCCCUUUUUAAAAUUAUUGAUAUUUAGAGAGAGAAAGGGAGAGAGAGAGAGAAACAUCGAUCUGCUGCCUUUCGCACGCUCCCCAACUGGGGCAUGAACUUGUAGCCUGGGUAUGUGCCCUGACCAAGAAUUGAACCCACCACCUUUUGGUGUACGGGACAUCACUUCAACCAAUUGAGCUACCCUGGCCAGGACACUUAUCAGUUAUUCUUGACUCGAGUCUGAAUUUCUGUAAAUGUAGCAAAAGGAAUCUAUGGAGCCUUACUGGAAUCCAGGUAGACUGUUUCGUGCCUUUCCCCAAUGUACCAAUCAGGUUACCCUCUCUGAGAAGGAUUGUUUACAUAGAUCUUGUUUUGUAUAUGCUUUCUAGGUCUUAGGAACUACUUCUUUUCCAGGUCCUCACAAACACUUUCUUUAAUAAUAUAUGCUAAAAUUAUGUCUGCAUAGAUCAAAUCCACCCAUCUUUAGUUUGUAGAAAUCAUGACAUGCAUUUUGUUGAAAACUAAAAUAUGUGUCCACAUGCAGUCUCCUUGCUUCUCUUCUCAGGUGGUCAUCAGUAAUCACAACAGCAAUGGUGUCUUCUUGUCUGCAAGCCCUCAGCGUUCUAAGAAAUAUUUCCAGGCAGGGAUUAUUAGUUAGUUACAUUUCCUCUGACAGUCCUUUUUCCCAUUUGGGGUAGAUCCUUGUCAACCUUUUUCUAACUAUCAUUUUUUCAGAGUUCUUUUUAUUGUCCUUAAGUGGUUUUUCAAGUUGUAUAUCAAUCUGUGGGAAGGAUUACAAGUAUAAGAUGUAUAAGUAAUGCUUCUUCAUGCUCUUUCUGCCCGAGGCUGCUCUUUAGCAGGGUGAUAAAGGGCGCAGGCUUUGGAGCUGCUUUAGACCAAAUCUUAUUUGCCCCCUGAUGGGAAAGAAAAAACCGUGAGGUUUUCUUCACAGGAUUGAUGUGAGAAUUAAGAGAUAAUACACUGUAAAAUGCUUAGCGGUGCCUGGCAUAUAGUUUUAAAGUAUUAGUAUCAGUAUUAUUGUGAUGUGUUGGUACACCCAAAUAUAUGAUAAACAGGUAAGGCCAGAAGAGUUAGUCAAGUUUUACAUAGUUGAGUGGGCUUGAAUCAGAAAGUAAAGGCCGUCUGUUUCUAAUCCAUUUAUCCCACUAAACGAAACCCAUUUGAUUCAUUUCUUUCAGAUGGAACUGGAAGCAUUACGUUCUAUAUAUGAAGGAGAUGACAGUUUCCGGGAAUUAAGUCCAGUUUCAUUUCAGUAUAGGAUAGGUGAAAAUGGUGAUCCCAAAGCCUUCUUAAUAGAGAUUUCCUGGACAGAAACAUAUCCUCAGACACCUCCAAUUAUAUCUAUGAAUGCUUUCUUUAACAACACCAUAUCCUCAGCCGUAAAGCAGAGCAUAUUGGCCAAGUUGCAGGAAGCGGUGGAAGUUAAUCUCGGCACCGCUAUGACCUACACAUUGUUCGAAUAUGCCAAGGACAACAAAGAGCAGUUCAUGGAGAAUCACCAUCCCGUCAAUUCUACAACAUCCGUAAGCAAUAUCAUUUCAGUUGAAACUCCUACUAUAGCCCCAUCAAGUAAGAAAAAAGAGAAAAGAGAGCAGCUUUCCAAAGCCCAAAAACGUAAACUGGCAGAUAAAACAGAUCACAAAGGAGAGCUUCCUCGAGGCUGGAACUGGGUUGACGUGGUGAAGCAUUUAAGCAAAAGUGGCACAAAAGAUGAUGAAUAGCGCUUGGAAUUCCAAACAAGGGAAGAGCAUCCUUUAGACAGCAAACUGGGUUCAAAAUCUUCCGUCACCCUUUUCUGGUAUUGAGGUGGCUUUUUAUAAAACAAGUUUUUUGUACGUUUCCUACGUGAAAAUGUUUUAAGCUGCAAGUUCAUGAAGAGAUUUGGUUGUAGUAAAUUAUUUUCACAAACCUGGCCUUAAUAAAAGGUGAAAAUGUUACUGGUUCGUAUACUUUGGGAGCCUUUUGAGCUUUGUCAGUGGACAAAUGAGAAUACUGAAUAAUCAAUGUUAAUUUAUAUGAACUUAUUCUAGUGGAUCUGAUAGUGUCUUUUUAAGUAUGAAGCCCUUUUCCAAAACUCCUGUCCCAGGGAGUAGGACACUGAGUGAGCAGUCCCUCCGCAGCAUGGUCCGUAUCAGUAAGCUUCUCAUCUUGAAAGGCGUUCCUCUCCUCUUCCCGGAAUCACUGAGGCAUAAGUUGCUUCAGGGAAAUUUAAAUCCUGGUAUUUGAGCUUUACACAUAAUAUUCUUUUUCGUUUUUGUGGGUCCCCCUCCCCAAGGGUGAACUUUAGUAAGUGAAUGAAUAUCUGUUUAUACUUUUCUCUUGGUUUGGGUACUGUUUGAUCAUGGAAGCGUUCCUGGUGUGUGGAAUAGAAGAAUAUAAUAUAAAAACAAGUCUGCCCCGCAUCCGAACGGAAGUGCUGGUUUCUAUUUAAAACAUUUCUCCUCGCUGCAUUACCAAGAUGGGAGUACAAGAUGCCUUAAUAUUUAAUUUUUGUAUUGUUGAAGACAGUGGUCUUAAUAAAUUUCUAUUUAUCUGCUAGUGUAUAUCGUUAGUUGUUUGGUAACUGAGGUCUUGUAAAUGAUUUAGCAUAAAACCCCAUUUCAUGUUUUGUUUCGAGUAUUCAGAUGUAUUUCUCAACCCCAGCAUCUUUGUGAUAAUAGAAGUAUUGCAAAUGCUGAACUGUAGUACAUGCUUUUUUUUUUAAUCGUUAAUAGAGGAAACUAUUAGUGCAGUUUUAUCAGAGAGUUACUGAUAUCUUUGUGUGUUUACAGUGAUGCUGUUUCUGCUCCCCAGCUUUAAAACUACUUAGAACUACUGCUGUGCUCGGUUACACCCGUGCAGCUUGGGUUUGAGUUGUUAAAGAACAACUGAGUUUUAAAGAAGUUUCCUUAGCAUAAGAGCACCCUGAGCUGUAUUCCUGGUUUUUACUGGGCUGGCAUUGGUUUCGGUUAAAUCAUUUGAAUUAUAAAGUAAGUAUAAUCACAGUGAAGAAGCUUAAUCUCAUUUUUAAAAGCUGAGUCACAUUUAUUUCUUGAAAUAAUACGAUAGAAACAUUAAAAUUCAGGGCCACUGAAAUUGGGGUUGUGUGUGUACUUUUUUGUUGUGUUGAUUUGCCUGAUUUUUAAGAAACAAACUGGUACAUCUACUAGUGGAAGAAAGUACUUUGUUUUUCUCUGAAGAGUCUGAAAUUGUUCAAGCUUAUCGUUGGUUCAUAGAUUACCAAGAAUAAUGCUAGUAAAAUGCCAAUGAACUAUUUUUACUGUUUUUAUAUAAAAUGUACAAAUUCCGGGAGGUGAUGGUGGCAGCGGUGCCUCUACUACCUUGUGUCAGACACUUGACCAUUCUCAUCAAUACAGCCAUCACUGGUCAACACUCCCAAUAUAUUUUCUCAAACUCUGUUUACUUAAAAUUGUAUGGAAUGGCAUAAUUAAUAAGCAAUAAAACCUGAAUUACACACAA